AUGAGACCACUUGAGCGCCAGCUGGAGGAUCAUUUUAGCACCCUUAAAGAUAUUCAUGAUAAACUCACGAGUCUUGAAACUGAAGACAUUCCACAGAGAAUGCUUCAAGAUCUCGGGAUCGAAUUCAAGCCCCUAGAUAUCGACACAGGUGCCACACAUCCUUCAGUCAUGCCUUAUUUCCUUCCUCGGAAAGACUUUCCCAGUUGUCGUGAUAUGAAGAGGGAGAUAGACUCGGUCUGGAUAAAUGGGCGCCACAUCGAUGAAGGAACGGACAGCCAGGGUAUCAACAGAAAGGGAUCUCAAGUUGAAUACUUUCAGGAAGAAUAUUCCGAAGAUGAUACUUCAAAAGAUGACAAUUCCGAACAUGAAGAUUCAAAAGAAUAUUACAUACGGGAGAAUUCUCUCGCCGAUACAUCGCAAGUUGAUGCCCUCCCAAUCAAUCUUCGGAUACGCUCAAGUCACGAGCUCGCAUACGUGAUAUUCCGGCGCGCCUUCAUGAAGUUCCCUUCCGUCACCGAGUUGAUCGUGUUACUGAAACUCAUUUUACAUGGAUUGGUACGCCAGAUGAAGGAGCUCAAACAACUACAAUCGAAAGGUCUAGAGCAUUUUCGCCAUGUUUUACCGAGAUUGAUUAUAGCACUAGAUAAACAUUGUCAUGCUCGCGUGCUUUACGCGUACUUUGAUGAUGAAAAGCUCAAACUUCAAUUCACAUCGGCGCUGAACUUCGAACAGUUUGACUCCAAUCGGUUUGAAAGAACAAGACAUUUGACGCCAGGAAUCAAAUAUACUGAAUCUAUGAACUGGUCAAAGUAUCAAGACAUGGUGGACACUUUACUGAAGUGGACGUGGCCUGUUAUUCAAAAAGACAGUAACGAAGAAUGA
Molecule: messenger RNA, 882 nt
Organism: Penicillium longicatenatum
Lineage: Eukaryota; Fungi; Ascomycota; Eurotiomycetes; Eurotiales; Aspergillaceae
Exons: 4
Coding region: 1-882 (293 amino acids)
Source: RefSeq, a predicted model, not a curated record